Stegastes partitus (bicolor damselfish) is the source of this 2070-nucleotide messenger RNA. RefSeq names its product interferon-related developmental regulator 1 (gene ifrd1). Bases 178 to 1464 code for a protein of 428 amino acids. The record is from RefSeq and is a predicted model, not a curated record. The transcript has 12 exons. NCBI's taxonomy places the organism in Eukaryota, Metazoa, Chordata, Actinopteri, Pomacentridae. Gene Ontology annotation, cellular component: nucleus.
GCCCUGGUUUAUGAGGGAAAAUGUAUCGUCUCGGUCAACAGUCUAUCGCCAAGAUCGCUUUCAAUUUCUUUUUAUCCACUGUGCCACGGGAAUAUUUUCAUUUUACGAGACAAUACAAUAAAAGCUGGUCGUGUAUUGGCUGAUUUUUGAUCAAGUUUUACACACAUCUGCACGAAAAUGCCGAGGACCAAGAAGAAGAAUAGCAGGGGGGGGCAGCAUGGGACUGUGCAGCCUUUCAGUGAUGAGGACGCCUCCAUUGAAACCCUCAGUCAUUGCAGCAGCUUCAGUGACGCCACCAGUGUAGCAGACGAAGGUGGAGAGGCCGGUGAGGACGCAGCCCUGGAGGAUUUCCAGUUCAAGCUGAAGGGGUUCAUAGACAGCACGGUGGACAAGAGUGCUAAGACCAGACAGGGGGCGCUGGACGGGCUUAAGACUGCAAUGGCCACAAGGAUCCUGUAUGAGUUUAUCUCUGAGAGAAGGAUGACCAUCACAGACAGCAUUGAACGCUGCCUCAAGAAAGGAAAAGGCGAGGAGCAGCGAGCAGCAGCUUCUUUGGCCUGCUUGCUGUGUAUCCAGCUGGGCUCAGGAAUUGAGAGCGAGGAGGUGUUUAAGACCCUGAAACCCAUCUUCAAAAACAUUCUGGCAGACGGAUCAGCCAACAUACAAGCCAGGCAGGCUGUGGCAACAAGUCUGGGCCUUUGUACGUUAGUAGCGGAGGAUGACAUUUGGGAUGUGCAUGCGACCAUGGAGUGUUUCGAGAACCUGUUCACUCGGUCCUAUGCGAGGGCGGAUGGUACCUGUCCUUCCAUCAGUCCCCAGACAAGCCAGCUCCACACCAACGCCCUGCUGUCCUGGGCACUGCUGCUCACCAUCUGUACCGCAAACCAGCUCAAAGACAUCCUGAGCAAACACCUGCCUAAACUGCAGAGGUUGCUUGAGAGUGACGAUGUGAACAUGAGAAUUGCUGCAGGGGAGACCAUCGCCCUGCUGUUUGAGCUGGCCAGAGACAUGGACCCUGAGUUUGAGUUCGAUGACUGGGACGACCUGUGUGACAAACUGAACGCGUUGGCCACAGACUGUAACAAGCACAGAGCCAAGACGGACAAGAGGAAGCAGCGGUCAGUGUUCAGGGACGUCCUCAAGGCUGUCGAGGAGGGGGACUUCCAAUCUGAGACCAUUCGCUUUGGGACAGAGCGCAUGACCAUUGACAGCUGGGUCAGGAAGAGGACGUACGAUGCCUUCAGGGAGUUUGUGGGCUCUGGGAUGAACUACCACCUACAGGCAAAUGAAUUCAUCAGAGACGUGUUUGAAUUGGGACCACCGAUGCUGGUUGACUCAGCCACCAUGAAGGCCAUGAAAAUCUCUCGCUUUGAAAGGCAUCUCCACAACUCUGCUGCAUUCAAGGCUCGGACCAAGGCCAGGAGCAAGUUCAGAGACAAGAGGGUGGACGUUGGAGAGUUUUGAACCUUUUCUUUUUUUAUUAUUAUUAUUACUAUUAUUAUUAUUAUUUUCUUGUUGACUCUAAUAGGCUACUUAUCAGGCUUCCCCUGCUUUUUAGAUGAACUGUUACAUGUUUGUUCACAUGAUCACCACCCCAAAUCUAUCGUUAUGUGUCAAACGCUCGCCUUUGGUAGACUUGUAACUUAUCACAGCUUCGUAACGGCUUCUCUUUUUUAAAUCUUCAGGAGGUGAGUGUUUGAUAAUCAAACAGUACACUGUGGGUGGAGGAUAACUUUAAUGCUGUAUAGCCACAGAAAACGGUGUUGUACAUAUAGUGUGUAUUUAUUUUCUCCUAAUGUUAAUAUUCAUUGUGUGGCCUUUUUUUUUUUUCCCCCAACAUUAUAAUAAGUUAUGAAUUUAUGCCAACAUCUGUCUUGUAAGUUUUAUUUCAGUUAAUUGUAAGUAAGACUGUGGCUGAGCUAACCUGUGAUGGAUUUGUAUUCAGUUGCACUAACUAGCUAACCCUUAGAUUAUUUAUGUAGAGCCUACGUGAAUAUUGUGUUUUAGUAUUGGGUAUGUAAUCUAAAGGGUGAACGGAUGGUGGAAAUAAACACUGAAAAGCUGUACAAA